UAGCUAUUAAUUCUGCCAACAAUAUUUCCCCGAAGAUUUAACUAUCUCAUUUACUCCUCCUACUACUAGUAUUUAUUACAUAUCAAAGCCUUCUUCCUUCCAAUUCAAUCCCAAAGAUAGAAACAAUAAGAAAGCUAACUCUAGCACUACCCUUCCACAUUUUGAAGUGUUGUUUGAAAACUUAUAGAAGUGAAGCAAAUGGCAUCGAUACACGCCUUAUGGCUCCUUUGCGUUCUGGUGUUGGUUGCAGGGAUUAAUGGUGCAAAAAUUCCAGCUAUCAUAGUGUUCGGGGACUCAUCAGUUGAUGCUGGAAAUAACAAUUAUAUUCCCACGAUUGCUAGGAGCAAUUUUGAGCCUUAUGGUCGUGAUUUUAAUGGUGGCCAUCCAACAGGAAGGUUCUCCAAUGGCAAAAUCGCAACCGACUUCAUCUCCCAGGCUUUUGGGCUCAAAGGGGCCAUUCCUGCCUACCUUGAUCCUGCAUAUAAUAUAUCAGAUUUUGCCACUGGUGUUUCCUUCGCUUCUGCUGGAACCGGCUAUGACAAUGCCACUUCUGAUGUUCUUUCAGUGAUACCACUCUGGAAAGAGCUAGAGUACUACAAGGAUUAUCAAAGGAAACUGAAAGCCAAUCUUGGAGAUGAUAAAGCGAACGAUAUAAUCAGCCAGGCUUUAUACAUAAUAAGCAUUGGAACAAAUGACUUCCUUGAAAACUAUUACGCAAUCCCAGGCCGUUCAUCGCAAUACACCAUCAAAGAAUAUGAAAACUUCCUGGUUGGCAUCGCUGGAAAUUUCACAAAGAAACUCUACGAUCUUGGAGCCAGAAAAAUUUCGUUAGGAGGGUUGCCUCCAAUGGGGUGCAUGCCAUUGGAAAGAACACGCAAUCUUAUGGGAGGAAGUGAGUGUGUGGAUAGUUACAACAACUUGGCAGCCGAGUUCAAUAGCAAAUUGAACGAUUCGGUGAUAAAGCAGAACAAGGAGCUUCAUGGGAUGGACAUGGUCUUUUCAGAUCCGUUUGUUUUAAUGGAAAUCAUACGAAAACCUGCCGUUUAUGGAUUUGAGGUAACAGAGGUGGCAUGCUGUGCGUCAGGGAUGUUCGAAAUGGGAUAUGCAUGCAGUCGGACUAACCCCUUCACAUGUUCGGAUGCAGACAAGUAUGUGUUCUGGGAUUCUUUCCACCCAACAGAGAAAACCAAUGGUAUCGUUGCCAAUUAUGUGGUGAAGACUGCUCUAGCCAAGUUUCUUUGACAAAUCCAUGCUUAAUAUUUUAGUAUUAUAUAUAU
Messenger RNA from Durio zibethinus, 1277 nucleotides. Its product is annotated as GDSL esterase/lipase At2g04570-like. Lineage: Eukaryota; Viridiplantae; Streptophyta; Magnoliopsida; Malvales; Malvaceae. The record is from RefSeq and is a predicted model, not a curated record. Gene Ontology annotation, molecular function: hydrolase activity, acting on ester bonds.